Messenger RNA from Cyprinodon tularosa, 812 nucleotides. RefSeq names its product zinc finger protein 479-like. Gene Ontology annotation, molecular function: RNA polymerase II cis-regulatory region sequence-specific DNA binding; DNA-binding transcription factor activity, RNA polymerase II-specific. Bases 1 to 798 code for a protein of 265 amino acids. NCBI's taxonomy places the organism in Eukaryota, Metazoa, Chordata, Actinopteri, Cyprinodontiformes, Cyprinodontidae. The transcript has 2 exons. Gene Ontology annotation, biological process: regulation of transcription by RNA polymerase II. The record is from RefSeq and is a predicted model, not a curated record.
AUGCCUGAACCUAAGGAACAGGAAGACCAACAGCAGAUUAAUGGAGCCCUCACCGCAUCCCGCCAAGGAAAGGCUCGUGGGCAGACGCAGACACGGGAAAAGCCAUACAGCUGUGAUCAGUGUGGGACAAAGUUCAAAACACAAUCUCAGUUGCAGAGCCAUCUCCGAGCCUACGCUGGUGAGAAGCCAUAUUCCUGUGAGUUGUGUGGAGCAACAUUUAAUAAAAGCUAUCAUUUAAAGAGACAUAAGCGGAUCCACUCUGGUGAGAAACCAUACACCUGUGAACAGUGUGGACAGUCAUUCAGUAACAAAGGCAUUCUUCAAAGACACGAGCAGAGGCUCCAUAAGAAGGAAAAACCCUACACAUGUGAUAUGUGUGGGAAAUGUUUUGCUGUUAGCCAGACCCUGAAAAUACACCAAAGAAUCCAUUCUGAUGAGAAACCCUACAAAUGUGACACUUGUGGGAAAAGGUGUAGGGAAAAGGGGGAUUUGAGCCGUCAUCUACUGACCCACACAGAUCAGAGACUUUAUAGAUGCGAAGUCUGUGGGAAAGAAUUCAACCGCUUAGGUACACUUAAAAGGCACAGCCGAAUACACACAGGAGAAAAGCCGUUUACCUGUGAUGAUUGUGGGAAAACCUUUAGUAGAAAGUUUACCCUGGAUUGCCACAAACGGAUACACACCGGAGAGCGACCUUACUGGUGUGAAGUGUGUGGUAAACUCUUCCCUACUAUGACAGGGAUACGUUAUCAUCAACAAAUCUGUAAACCAGAAGGAAUCGCAUCUUCAACGAAAUAACAUCGCUAUGAGGG